AUGGAUCCUUACAAGAAAAAGAAAAGUAUUGAAAUAAUUCCUGAAAAUGCUGAAUUUGAGCUAUCAAGAAGUCUGGGUGAAGAUAGUCUUGGUGAUGAAUCUGAAGGCGAUGAUGGGUUAGUGCUGACUAAGGAAAUUGUUGAUAAAAUUCGGGAUGCAGUGAAAUACGUGGCAGCCUCGGAAUCUCGUAGGAUUAAAUUUGCUGAAAUUUCCAUGUCAUUAGGCUUGAAAUGUAAAAGGUUAAUCUUGGAUGCUUCAACUCGUUGGAAUUCGACAUAUAACAUGCUUUCAUGUGCUAUUGAGUUCAAAAAUACUUUUUUGAUAUAUUCUACAUCUAAUUCAUGGUUUAAAGAGUAUGUGCCAACUGAUGAUGAUUGGGAAAGGGUUGAAAAUAUUUGUUCUUUCCUUGAUGUGUUUUCUAAUGUUACUAAAAUAAUUUCGGGUACUAGAUAUUCCACUUCGAACUUGUUUUUAUCAGAAAUCAGGAGAGUUAAGCAAGUAAUAGAUAAAAAGGCGGUUCACUUAAAUGUGCAUAUUCGAACAAUGGCUCGGACAAUGGAAUUAAAGUUUGAGAAAUAUUGUGGGGAAACUAAUUUGAUCAUGUCUAUAGGUGCCGUCAUGGACCCAAUGUUUAAAAUGAAGCUUCCAACAUUUUGUUUUCCCACCCUUUACCCAAUUGCACAUGAUUCCGAAAGAAGUUUGAGUUGUUUGACGAAUGCCUUGACUGAGUUGUACUCAGAAUAUUGCAAAGAAGCAAAAGAUGCUGGUAAAGAGAGGACCGAGUCAAGUGUAUCUUCAUCUGAUGCUAAUUUCUUUAGUGCACCACGUGAAACACCACAAGGAAUAAAUGAUUUUGAGAGCUUCAUUCGAGAGACUGGUGGUAUUCUUGAGCCCACAAAGUCGCAAUUAGAAGAGUAUUUGAGUGAGAAAAUUCUGCCUUCAAGUUCAAAAUUUGAUGUUCUAGGCUGGUGGAAAGAAAACUCUACAAAUUUCCAUACUUUAUUUAAAAUGGCAUCUGAUGUGUUAAGUAUUCCUAUUAGCACUAUGGCUUCUGAGUCGACUUUUAGCGCUGGGAGUAAAGUUAUUGAACCUCACCGAUCUUGUUUAAAAGCUGAGACAGUUGAAGUGCUGCUGUGCGGAGCUGAUUGGGUGCGUGAACUUUAUGACUUGAAAAAGUCCAAAUAG
This is a messenger RNA of Daucus carota subsp. sativus, 1185 nucleotides long. Its product is annotated as zinc finger BED domain-containing protein RICESLEEPER 2-like. NCBI's taxonomy places the organism in Eukaryota, Viridiplantae, Streptophyta, Magnoliopsida, Apiales, Apiaceae. Gene Ontology annotation, molecular function: DNA binding; protein dimerization activity. The record is from RefSeq and is a predicted model, not a curated record. The transcript has 2 exons. The coding region runs from base 1 to 1185 and encodes 394 amino acids.